Molecule: messenger RNA, 1605 nt
Organism: Drepanopeziza brunnea f. sp. 'multigermtubi' MB_m1
Lineage: Eukaryota; Fungi; Ascomycota; Leotiomycetes; Helotiales; Drepanopezizaceae
Source: RefSeq, a predicted model, not a curated record
AUGGAUGCCGCGUCUCUCAUCACCAAGGCGCGCAAGGUGCGGGACGACUCCAUUGCUGAAGUCACGCCGGCCCUGGCGGGCCUCCCGGAUCCGCUUCCCAGGAACGUGAUGGGUGUCUACAGAGAUGUCUUGACGGAGGAGGAGAUCAAGAUCACUUCUUACGAUGCGCCGGAGCUGUUGCUGGCUAUCAGGGAGAAGGUGUUUUCGUGCGAGACGGUCACGCGGGCGUUCUUAAGGAGGGCUGCCUUGGCACAGAAACUGACGAAUUGCAUAGCCGAGCUGCUGCCUGCCAGAGCCAUCGCGCGGGCAAAGUACCUCGACUCCCUGCCCGCACCGAUGGGACCCUUCCAUGGGCUUCCCAUCUCUAUUAAAGAGCACCAUGGCAUGCAAGAUUGCGAGACAAACGGAGGCUACGUGGCCUGGAUCCAAGAGCCCAAGACCGGGAACGUUUCCGUCAACGACAUCCUGUAUGAAGCUGGCUGCGUCUUCUAUGCCCGAACCACGCAACCGCAGGCCGUAAUGCAUUUGGAGACCAGCACCAACAUCUACGGGACCACGACGAACCCCUGGAACACGGAUCUGACUUCCGGCGGGAGCUCUGGAGGCGAGAGUGCUCUUGUUGCGUGUCGAGGGAGUAUCCUGGGCAUAGGAGGUGACAUCGGUGGCUCAAUCCGCUGCCCAGCAGCCAACGUUGGUGUCUACGGCUUCAAGCCUACCCCAGGUCGCAUGGGAAAGAUGGGUUCCCACGCCGCAGUCUCGGCCCAAGACGGUAUCAUCGCAACCGAAGGCCCUCUCGCCACUUCGCGAUCCGGUAUCGAGCUCUUGAUGUCCACAUAUUUCUCCUACGAGCCGUGGGUCAGGGAGACCUCCCUCGUACCGCUUCCCUGGCGUCCGGUGACGCUGCCACCAAAGCUAAAGAUUGCGAUCUUGUGGGACGACGGAAUCGUAAGACCCCAUCCUCCCAUCACCCGUGCCUUGAAGGAGGUCAAGCAGAAGCUGGAAGCUGCCGGCAUGGACGUCGUGGACUGGAAGCCCGAAGGCCACGACGAGUGCUGGAACCUGACCCAAGCCCUGUACUACGAGGACGGAGGAAAGGCCGUCAAGGACCUGAUCGCGAGAGGCGGCGAGCCCUUGCUGCCGCUGACCGACUGGCUCAUCAACAACAACGAUAACGUAAAGUACCGAAGCGUAGAAGAAGUCUGGGAUCUGAAAACCAGACGCAACAACUACCGCAACCGCUACAACGCCCUCUGGCUCGCCACGGGCGCCGCCGACUCCCACCCCGUCGACGCCAUCCUCUGUCCCGCCGGCCCGGGCCCGGCCCCCCCGCACGGCAACGCCAAGUACUGGUCCUACACCUCCCAGUGGAACAUGCUCGAGUACCCGGGCGUCGUGUUCCCCGUCACCGCCGUCGACCCGCGGACCGACGUCGAAGAGACGGCCUACGUGCCGCGGAAUGAGCCGGAUCGGUUCAACUGGGAGCUGUAUCAGAGGGAGCGCUACGUAGAUGCGCCGGUCAGCUUGCAGAUUGUCACGAGGCGGUGGGAGGAUGAGAAGUGUUUGGCGGUUCUGAAGGAGGUGGAGAAGGCCAUGGGGAGGGAGUAG